AUGGAAGAGGAAAACAAUAAAAAGCCAGAAUGCUCUUCAAGUUCGAAGGUCAGUGGGUUGUGGGGUGAAAUCUGGAAACUUGCAAUUCCAAGUGUAGGAAAAAACUUCAUGUGGCGAGCUUGCAAUAACCUGUUGCCUACAAAGAAAAAAUUGUUACACAGGAAGGUUGUUCAGGAGUCCAUGUGCCCAAUUUGUGGAAUGGAGGAGGAAACUGUGUGCCAUAUUUUAUGGGAUUGCCCAUCUGCUAGGGAUGUGUGGGGAGCAAGAGGAAGUAUUUUUCACAAAUGUAGCAUAACGGGAGUGGAUUUCUCCCAUCUAGCCGAAGAGAUUCGUGUUAUCUAUGGCGUGGAAAAUUUUGGGAGGUUUGUUGAUUUAGCACGUAGAAUCUGGCUGCACAGAAAUAUUGUUGUCCAUGGUGGUCGUUUUACACAUUCCGACAUAUUAGCUCAACAUAUGCGGAUGGAGGGUGAGGAGUACAAGCAAGCGCAAUUGAUCAGAUCUCCAAACAGUCACGACGCAGGGUCUGGGGUAUCUAAUUGGGACUUAGCCCUUGACAAACAUUAUGGGAGGAUUGGUGUUGGCGUCGUAGUCAGGGAUUCAAGGGGUGCUAUAGUUGUGGCACGAAGUCUCACUAUAUAUGGUUUUGUUGAGCCACUAGCAGGGGAGAUAAUGGCAGCAUGUGUUGCAGUCAGUUUUUGUUCUGAGAUGGAAGGGCAUGUCAUCAUUUUUGAAGGAGAUGCGCUUCAAGUAGUGACUGCGGUGAACUCGGAGCAGCGGAAUUGGAGCCGUAAUGGGCAUCUUAUUGAUGAUAUAAAGAUGCUUCUACAAUCUAUUCCGCAAUAG
Messenger RNA from Corylus avellana, 843 nucleotides. RefSeq lists its product as uncharacterized. The record is from RefSeq and is a predicted model, not a curated record. NCBI's taxonomy places the organism in Eukaryota, Viridiplantae, Streptophyta, Magnoliopsida, Fagales, Betulaceae.